Molecule: messenger RNA, 1093 nt
Organism: Ictalurus punctatus (channel catfish)
Lineage: Eukaryota; Metazoa; Chordata; Actinopteri; Siluriformes; Ictaluridae
Gene: pfn1
Product: profilin 1
Exons: 4
Coding region: 170-595 (141 amino acids)
Biological process (GO): positive regulation of actin filament bundle assembly; regulation of actin filament polymerization; actin cytoskeleton organization
Cellular component (GO): cytoplasm
Molecular function (GO): actin binding
Source: RefSeq, a predicted model, not a curated record
CCUCUGUGCGGAAGUGACCCCCCGAGGCAGGGCAGGGCGUGGGCGCGGAACUGCGUGCAGUAUAAAAUUCUCAGCAACUUCCUCGUGCUCACUUUUGCAUCGCAGCAGCUUUGCUUAAAGUCACCGGGAGGAUCCGAGCACAGCUCCAAAAACAAACGCAGAGAGAAAUAUGAGUUGGGACAGCUACAUUCAGAGUCUGACCAAGAACGAAUGGCUGGACGACGCCGUCAUCAUCGGGCACACACCGGGACAGGAGUCAGUGUGGGCGGCAGCACCCGGCGGCUGGCUGAAUGGAGUCACGGCAGCGGAGGUGAAGGCCCUCAUAGCAAAUGACCGUAGCACUUUAUUUGCUGGUGGAGUGACCUUAGCAGGCAAGAAGUGCACAGUGCUGAGAGAUGCCCUUCACGUCGAUGGACAGAACACCAUGGACCUGAAAAUGAAGACCUCAGAUAAAGACCCUGAUCCCUUUCCCUUCACUGUUGGCAAAUCAAAUAAAGCUCUGGUCAUUGCUAGAGGAGUGAAAGAUGCUCAUGGAGGAAAGGUCAAUCCCCCCGUCUUUGAUAUGACUGCUUACCUCCGGAAGAUGAAUCUCUGAACCUUCACACACUUCUAUCUCUCUCUCUCUCACACACACACACACACACACACACACACAAACACACACACACACACACACACACACACACACACACACACACACUGCUCGGAUUGAACAUCAAAUAGGAGAUUCCGAGUCUGUGUGUGGACCGUUAUGUUGCUCAGCUGGUCAUCAGACUACGCACGCACGGGCACACACACACACACAAACACACGCACACACACACACACAUACACACACACACACACACACAGGCAACUCCAGCGUGUUCUGCUCAGUGAAUCUGGAGAGCAUGCUGCAGUGAUGGAUCGAUUCAGCCCUUGUCAGUUUGAUUGGUUGAUUGAUGGUACUCAUUGAGGAAUGGGCGGAGCUUCAUCUCAGGCAUCUGUUUAUUAGAUUAUUUUGUUUAUUGAUUUAUUAUUUUGAUGCUGAACCGAACAAAUGUUCAAAUUUUAGCUCAAUAAAGAGAACAUAGUAAAGUUUAUUCUGAGAUCA